Messenger RNA from Nipponia nippon (crested ibis), 2896 nucleotides. The record is from RefSeq and is a predicted model, not a curated record. NCBI's taxonomy places the organism in Eukaryota, Metazoa, Chordata, Aves, Pelecaniformes, Threskiornithidae.
GGGGGACAAGACUCAUGGAAGAAGGCAACACCAGCAGAGAGCGAUAUCUGAAAAGUGUUUUACGGGAGCUGGUUACGUACAUGAUUUUCCUUGUGGUCUUGUGUGUCUUAACUUACGGGACAGUGAGUUCCAGUAUGUACUAUUACACAAGGGUUAUGUCGCAGCUCUUCCUGGAAACACCUGUAUCAAAAAUGGAGAAAACUGAUUUCAAAACUUUGUCUACAAUGGACGACUUCUGGAAGUUCACAGAAGGCCCUUUGCUGGAUGGUCUUUACUGGGAGAUGUGGUACAACAACAAAACCAUGGCAGAAAACAAAAGCUUCAUUUAUUACGAGAACCUGCUCCUAGGGGUGCCUCGCAUUCGGCAGCUGAAAGUGAGAAAUGGUUCGUGCUCAAUACCUGAAGAUUUAAAGGAUGAAAUCAAAGACUGCUAUGAUGUCUAUUCUGUAGCUAAUGAAGAUACUGCUCCUUUCGGACUUCGAAAUGGAACGGCUUGGACGUACACCAAUGAGAAGGAUUUGAAUGGGAGCAGCCACUGGGGCUUGAUUGCCACAUACAGUGGGGCUGGUUAUUACCAAGACCUCUCAAGGACCAGAGAAGUGACAGCUGUGCAGAUUGCUAGCCUUAAGAAGAAUCUGUGGCUCGACAGAGGGACCAGAGCAGCUUUCAUUGAUUUCUCUGUAUACAAUGCAAACAUCAACCUAUUCUGCGUUGUCAGGUUGUUAGUGGAGUUUCCAGCAACUGGAGGCCUUGUUACAUCUUGGCAGUUUCAGCCAGUGAGGCUGAUUCACUACCUCUCCACUUUUGAUUUUUUCCUGGCAGCCUGUGAAAUGGCAUUUUGUCUUUUUGUUCUUUAUUAUAUGGUGGAAGAGAUCUUAGAAAUUCACAUUCAUAGACUGCACUACUUCAGAAGUCUCUGGAAUUGCCUUGAUAUCCUUAUCAUUGUGCUCUCUGUGGUAGCUAUAGGAAUUAGUGUCUAUAGGAUAUCAACUGUUGAUAUGCUCUUGAAGAAGCUGCUGGAAGAUCAGAACUCGUUCCCCAAUUUUGAACCUUUGGCAUAUUGGCAAAUGCAAUUCAACAACAUUGCUGCAGUCACUGUGUUUUUUGUCUGGAUUAAGCUUUUCAAGUUUGUUAACUUCAACAGAACAAUGAGUCAGUUAUCCACUACCAUGUCUCGCUGCGUCAAAGAUGUCAUUGGCUUUGCUAUUAUGUUUUUUAUUAUUUUCUUAGCAUAUGCUCAGUUGGCCUAUCUUGUCUUUGGCACUCAAAUUGAUGACUUCAGCACUUUCCAGGACUGCAUAUUUACUCAGUUUCGCAUCAUUUUGGGAGACUUCAACUUCACAGAGGUUGAAGAAGCUAAUCGAAUUUUGGGACCAAUUUAUUUCACUACAUUUGUGUUCUUUAUGUUCUUCAUUCUUUUGAACAUGUUUUUGGCCAUUAUCAAUGAUACAUACUCUGAAGUCAAAUCAGAUAUGGCACAACAGAAGGCAGAAAUGGAACUGUCUGACCUGAUCAGAAAGGGCUACAACAAAGCCAUGAUCAAACUUAAAUUGAAGAAGACUACUGUUGAUGACAUUUCAGAAAGUCUGAGACAAGGUGGGGGAAAACUAAAUUUUGAUGAACUCCGGCAAGAUCUAAAAGGGAAGGGGCACACGGAUGCAGAGAUUGAAGCAAUAUUUACCAAAUAUGACCAGGAUGGGGACCAGGAAUUGACAGAGCAUGAGCAUCAGCAGAUGAGAGAUGACCUGGAGAAAGAGAGGGAGGAUCUGGACCUGGAUAGGAGCUCUCUGCCACGUCCUCUGAGCAGCCGUAGCUUCCCCCGGAGCUUGGACGACUCUGAGGAGGAUGAGGACGAAGACAGCGGACACAGCUCCAGGAGGAGGGGCAGCAGCUCUAGUGGGGUUUCCUAUGAAGAGUUCCAAGUACUCAUGAGGCGGGUCGAUCGCAUGGAGCAUUCUAUCGGCAGUAUCGUCUCCAAGAUCGAUGCCGUUAUUGUGAAGCUCGAAGCAAUGGAGAGAGCCAAACUAAAAAGGAGAGAUGUGUUGGGAAGACUGUUAGAUGGAGUGACAGAGGAUGAAAGACUGGGUCGUGACAAUGAAAUCCACAGGGAACAAAUGGAGCGACUUGUGCGAGAGGAGUUGGAGCGAUGGGAAUCAGAUGAUACGGCAUCCCAAAUGAGCCAUCGGUUGGGAACGCCACUUGGACUGAAUGGCCAGCCUCGUUCAAGGAACUCUCGGCCAUCUUCCUCCCAGUCGGAUGGUAUUGAUGGGGCAGGAGGAAAUGGGGGGAAUAACAUCCAUGUGUAGGAUUAACUUUGUAGGUGAUUCUAAACGUUUCAGGUCAGUAUUAAGCCAGCAAAUACACUACUCCACUGUUUCCCAGCAUGAGGUGAUCAUUCUGAUCAGACCACUAAGGGCAAUUUUCACUGGUGGGCAAAAGUAAAUAUUCUCUUCGUAAGGCAUUUUCAGACCUAUGUAAGCCAUGCGUCACGUUCGAGUUGCCAACAGUGAGACUGUCAGCCUUGGAAAUGAAAAUGCAGGAGACAGAAUGGAAACCAGGUGUGACAAAAUCUACCUGGACAGAAUUUUGGUUCCAUACGUGUAUUAUGGGGAACACUUUCACGAGGGCAGCAAGCUUCAGACAAAAUAAUGUGCUGUGGCUAAAACACUCAAAUGAAAGGCUGUGAGUUUUCUGCUUUCUAUUAGAAAAUAUGAUUUUUAUAAUGCUUUUAAAAGCAAUUUUUAAAAGAAGAUGGCAUCAGUUUCUUGUCUCAUUCAUUACAACAGCUGACACUUUUCAGAGAGAUAAAACAGCACUUUUUUUUUUAGUUUCUACCUAUUUUUCUGAGUUAUUCUUGGUGUACUGACGUCUUAAUUAACUUUAAAUGUUCAUUUUU